This is a messenger RNA of Daucus carota subsp. sativus, 2366 nucleotides long. RefSeq names its product adenine/guanine permease AZG2. Lineage: Eukaryota; Viridiplantae; Streptophyta; Magnoliopsida; Apiales; Apiaceae. Bases 532 to 2142 code for a protein of 536 amino acids. Gene Ontology annotation, molecular function: purine nucleobase transmembrane transporter activity. The record is from RefSeq and is a predicted model, not a curated record. Gene Ontology annotation, cellular component: plasma membrane. Gene Ontology annotation, biological process: transmembrane transport; guanine transport; adenine transport. The transcript has a single exon.
UAUUUGAGCAAGCGAGGGCAGUCCGCAUGAACCCACUUUGUCGCUCUCCCAACUCCCGUUUGCGCUCUCUUUAAUCUCUCUCAGAAUCUCUCCCUCUAUAAUAUGUAGAUCCUCUGCUAAAAUCUGAAAGAUACUCCCUCCCCUAUAUACACAACUUAUUUUUAUCUAUAUAUCUUUGUACUUGUGCCCGAAGACCUCCACAACUCUCUCUCUCUCUCCCGCAGUCCAGUCUCUCUCUCCACCAUCUCUCUCAGUCUAGUCUCUCCCUCUCUCCCAUCUCUCUCUCCCUCUCCCUCUCCCAGUCCAGUCUCUCUCUCCACCAUCUCUCUCAGUCUAGUCUCUCCCUCUCUCCCUCCCUCUCUCUCUUCUCUCUCUCGACUCUCCCCCAUCUCUCCCUCUCUCUCUCUCUCCCUCUCCCUCCCUCUCUCUCUCCCUCUCUCUCUUCUCUCUCUCCCUCUCCCUCUCCCUCUCCCUCUCUGCCUCUCUCUCCCCCAUCUCUCUCAGUCUAGUUUCUCUCUCUGGUUGAUAAAAAUGGGAAGAGAGUUGUGCACAAGAAUGACAAACACAUGGAAACAAAACAAGAAAACCAUAAACGAAACGAUCGCACAAACCAAACUGGGCAAGUACUUCAAGCUAGAAGCAAGAAACACAUCGUUCACAACAGAGUUCCGUGCAGCCACCGCCACUUUUCUCACCAUGGCCUAUAUCAUCACUGUCAACGCAACCAUCCUUGCCGACUCCGGCGCCACUUGCUCCGUCUCCGACUGUUCUUCUCCGGCGAAUCAAACUGCGGGGCCUGACUGCACAAUGAAGCCCAAUGCUGGCUAUCAAACAUGUUUGUCAAAAGUCAAGAGUGAUCUCAUUGUGGCAACUGCUUUAGCUUCCAUGGUUGGGUCAUUUGCUAUGGGCCUGUUUGCUAAUCUGCCUCUGGGCUUGGCUCCUGGAAUGGGCCCAAAUGCUUACAUAGCUUAUAAUCUAGUGGGUUUUCAUGGCUCCGGGCCCAUUUCGUACCAGACCUGCAUGGCUAUAGUUCUAGUCGAGGGUUGUGCAUUUCUUGCCAUAGCUGCUUUUGGGCUCCGUGCUAAGCUAGCUAGAUUCAUCCCUCAGCCUGUCAGGCUGGCCUGUGCAGCAGGCAUUGGGCUUUUUAUCGCCUUUGUGGGCCUCCAGGCCCAUCAAGGCGUGGGCCUGGUCGGACCCGACCCGUCAACUCUCGUGACAUUGACCGCAUGUUCGAGAAUUGACCCUGUCACCGGUGCAUGCAUCGGUGGCAAAAUGCGGAGCCCGACGUUCUGGCUCGGGGCCGUCGGGUUCCUAAUCAUGUCAUUUGGCCUAAUGAAAGGGAUCAAGGGGAGCAUGAUUUAUGGUUUAGUGUUUGUCACACUAAUUUCAUGGAUUAGAGGCACUAGUGUAACAACAUUUCCUAGCACUCCACUUGGUGACACAAAUUAUAACUAUUUCACAAAGGUGGUGGAUUUCCAAGGCAUAAAAUCUACUGCAGGAGCUAUUAGUUUCACAGAAUUUAAUCGCCUGGAAGUGUUAAUUGCUUUAGUGACUCUGUUAUAUGUCGAUGUGCUAGCCACCACAGGCACAUUGUACACAAUGGCAGAAAUCGCGGGCUUUGUGAAUGAGGAAGGUACAUUUGAAGGCGAAUAUGUUGCCUACAUGGUUGAUGCAGGCUCGACGGUAGUAGGUUCUGCUCUCGGGGUUUCUCCUAUAGCCACAUACGUCGAAUCAACAGCCGGGAUCAGGGAAGGAGGCCGAACAGGCCUUACAGGAGUGAUCAUAGGGGUGUAUUUCUUUAUAUCCCUAUUUUUCAUACCUCUAUUGGCCAAUGUACCUCCCUGGGCAAUCGGUCCGUCUUUAGUCAUGGUUGGAGUGAUGAUGAUGGGAGUUGUUAAGGACAUAGAUUGGAGCAGCACAAAGACUGCAGUGCCUGCUUUCGUGACAAUGCUGCUUAUGCCGAUCACAUAUUCCAUUUCCAAUGGGAUUAUCGGAGGCAUCGGUGUUUAUAUCUUGCUUAGUGCUUAUGAUUAUGCAGUGGACUGCUUUACAUGGUUUGUCGAGAUGAGGAGAAGGAUGGUUAAGGAAGAAAAUCAAGUGUCUGCAACAAGUGCAGUAGAUUCAGGUGUUGAGAUGAUCUAGUAUCGACUUGUAUGCCGUGCUUUGAUUUUGUUCAUGUGUUAGCAAUAGAUGCAAUAGCUACCAUGAGAAAUCAGAAUUCUCUAUGUUUAGACUAUAGACUUGUAGAGAGCUUAGUUAUUCAGUGGCCGCUUGUGCAUCUUUUGAUGUUGUUUUCAGAUUAACUAGAAAUCUGCUUGUAAGUUAGUUCAGUAAUUUUCUUAUCAUGCUAUUGCUUUUUCCCAGAA